Endocarpon pusillum Z07020 is the source of this 1431-nucleotide messenger RNA. RefSeq names its product Protein phosphatase PP2A regulatory subunit B. Lineage: Eukaryota; Fungi; Ascomycota; Eurotiomycetes; Verrucariales; Verrucariaceae. The transcript has 4 exons. Bases 1 to 1431 code for a protein of 476 amino acids. Gene Ontology annotation, molecular function: protein phosphatase regulator activity; protein binding. Gene Ontology annotation, cellular component: cytosol; protein phosphatase type 2A complex. Gene Ontology annotation, biological process: peptidyl-serine dephosphorylation. The record is from RefSeq and is a predicted model, not a curated record.
AUGGCUAUGCCUGACGAUGACUGGUGUCGUCCGGAUGUUCUUGAACGUGAUACUAAUUACUUCUCUACAGCUGACAUCAUUUCGACGGUCGAAUUUGAUCACACUGGCAACUAUCUGGCAACAGGCGACAAGGGCGGUAGAGUCGUACUUUUUGAGCGCAAUGAGAGCCAGAAGAAAACAUGCGAAUACAAGUUUCACACCGAGUUCCAGUCGCAUGAACCGGAAUUCGAUUACCUGAAGUCGCUCGAGAUCGAAGAGAAGAUCAACAAAAUCAAAUGGUGUCGGAGACAAAAUGCAUCCCAUUAUCUUCUAUCUACCAAUGAUAAGACAAUCAAGCUUUGGAAGGUUUUUGAAAAAUCGUUAAAAGUUGUCGCGGAGAACAACCUUUCGAGCGAUCUAACACCUGCCGGCCCAGGAGGUGGAGGAGGCCCAAGACCUAGUCACGUUCCUUUCCGAGAUGCGUCUUCCCUAAAACUACCUCGCAUGACACAUCAUGAUACAGUGGUAGCUGCUGUGCCGCGGAGGACGUACUCAAAUGCCCAUGCAUACCACAUCAAUAGCAUAUCUGUGAAUAGUGAUGGAGAGACUUUCAUCAGCAGCGACGAUCUUCGAAUCAAUCUUUGGAAUCUCAACAUCCAAGACCAGAGCUUCAACAUUGUGGACAUCAAACCAGCUAACAUGGAGGAGUUGACAGAAGUAAUCACGGCUGCGGAGUUCCACCCUCAAAGCUGCAACUGGUUCAUGUAUGCUAGCUCUAAGGGUACCAUAAAGUUGGCCGACAUGCGCGAAAGUGCUUUAUGCGAUCAGCAUGCCAAACAGUUCGAACAAGAGGAAGACCCUUCCUCCCGCUCUUUCUUUUCUGAAAUUAUCUCAUCAAUAUCAGAUGUCCGCUUUUCCCAUGAUGGGCGAUACAUUCUUUCACGCGACUACCUGACUGUGAAAAUCUGGGACGUCAACAUGGAACGUCAACCAGUGAAGACGAUACCGAUUCACGAGCACCUUCGACCAAGACUAUGCGAUACCUAUGAAAAUGAUAGCAUCUUCGACAAGUUCGAAGUGGUUUUCAGUGGCGAUGGAGGAAACGUGAUGACGGGCAGCUACAACAACAAUUUCAUGAUCUAUCCAACCGAUCCAGAUAAGGAAACGGAAGUCGUGCUACAGGCAGACAAAUCUGCCUUCAAAGCAAAGAAAGUGGGAGUUCCUACACCGAUCAACUCAACAAGCCCGACUAGUACUACCGGCAAGAAGGGUGGAUCGAGAGCUGGCAGUCCUGCAGCUGGGGCUACAGGCCAAGGAGGCAGAAUGAGGAAGGAGACCGACGCAGAUGCCAUUGACUUCAACAAGAAGAUUUUGCAUAUGAGCUGGCAUCCAUUUGAGGAUAGCAUUGCCAUUGCGGCGACCAACAACCUUUUUGUCUUUUCAGCACUGUAA